UAAACAUCUUCCUAUUUUUUCUCCCCCCGAUUUUGGCCAUGCAAACGGAGCUUCGGAUACAAAUUCCAAAUCCCGGAUUCCCCUUUCCUCUUCGGCCGGGGCCGCUUUCGCUCUUCUCUCUUUGCAUUUUUCUUCAGAAAUAGAAUGGAUAUGACGGAAAGUUUGGUCGGAAUCAGCGGCGGUUCCACCGAAUCACAGGAAGAAGGAGAAGAAGGAGAAAGAAGCCAACUAUUUUUACAGCUAAAACCUUACUGUUUAGACCUUCUUGAACUUUCUCAAAACCCUAAAAAACAGUCCUCUGCCAUUCCAGCAUUGCUCCACCUGCUUCUCUCUUCUCCCCCCAAUUCUCUGCAAUCCUUCUUCGACUAUACUUUGUUUCCAUUGCUGCUUUUGCUGGAUGCAGCAGUUGACUGUAGAAGCUCACAGAAGAAAAGUGAAAGUAAUAAUUAUAGUUAUAAAAAAGUGGGUGAUAAAGUAGCAGAGGGAGUGGUGGAGUGUUUGGAAGAGCUUCUCAAGAAAUGCCAUUUGGGUUCUGUUGAUCAGAUGGUUGUAAUUCUGAAAAAAUUGACUUAUGCUGCUUUGCUUUCUCCAUCUGAGGCUUCAGAAGAGUUCCGUGAAGGAGUUAUCAAGUGUUUCAGGGCUCUGCUUCUGAAUUUACAUUGUUGUUCUAAUCAGUAUUGCAUGUGUAAACAAAGUCUUGAUUUACCUAUGCUCUUGGAAAGUAGAGACCUUCUGACUCCAACUGGAACUUUGAAGCAUGACUUGGAGCAACGAGAAUGUUUACUUGCAUUUUUGCAGUCAGAGGCAGCUUCAGCAGCUGUGGGACACUGGCUAUCCCUUCUUCUCAAAGCUGCAGACAUUGAGGCUACACGAGGACAUCGAGGCAGUGCAAAUCUGCGUAUUGAAGCCCUUUUGACCCUACGUGUUCUUGUUGCUAAGGUUGGUACUGCAGAUGCAUUGGCUUUCUUCUUACCUGGUGUUGUUAGUCAGUUUGCCAAAGUGUUACACAUUUCAAAAACAAUGAUAAGUGGGGCUGCUGGAAGUGUGGAAGGUAUUGACCAAGCAAUUAGGGGUUUGGCUGAGUACCUUAUGAUAGUCCUUCAAGAUGAUGCCAAUUUAUCUGGUCUUGAUAUGAACGUAGAUGCUUCUGUUGGCCAUAACUCAAAUACAAACAAAUCUACAAUUUCUUUCUUGGAGGAGCUCCGUCAAUUACCAUUAAAAGCUCGGACCAAAAUGAUGGUGGAAAGUAUAAAUGGCGAAGCAGUGGAUACAGUUAGUCCCAAGACUGAAUCUGGAGAAGAAAGUGGCCCUGGUCUUGGCAAGGGAAUAGGAUCUUUGCAUGUGGAUCGUACAAAAAAGUGGAUUGAAACCUCUGCCCAUGUGAACAAACUAUUAUGUGCGACAUUUCCCUAUAUUUGUGUUCAUCAAGUGAAAAAGGUGAGACAUGGGCUUCUUGCUGCUAUUCGGGGGCUAUUAUUGAAGUGCAAUUUCACGCUAGGAAAGAGCAAACUGAUGUUUUUGGAGUGCUUAUGUGUUUUGGUCGUUGAUGACUGUGAAGAGAUUUCUGCUGCUGCCCAGGAGUUUAUGGAAUAUUUGUUCUCGGCCUCUUGGAAACAUCAUGUAGAAUAUGAUGUUGCUGUGAUUUUUAGCAGGCUUAUUGAAAAACUUCCAAAGACGGUGCUUGGGAGUGAUGAAUCAAUUGUGCUUUCACAUGCUCAGCAAUUUCUUACGGUCAUAUAUUACUCUGGUCCUCAGUUUCUGUUGGGUCAUCUCCAAUCUCCUGUUACAGCCGCCAGAUUCUUAGAUGUUUUUUCCCUCUGUCUUAGUCAGAAUUCAGCUUUUACUGGUUCUCUAAACAAGCUUGUUUCAACAAGGCCGUCUUCAACAGGAUACCUUCCCUCUGUUGCUGAGUUGAAAGGCUUGCAUGUUAUGGGUGAUUGUGAGGUCUUACUUAAUGCUGCUUCAACUAAUACUUCAAAGCUCAUGGAUAUUCAUGAAAUUCGAAAACAAGACACAGCAGAGGCUAGGAAGACAUAUUUUGAGCUUCCACGCAUGCCCCCUUGGUUUGUUUAUGUUGGUGGUCAGAAGUUAUACAAGGCUCUUUCUGGGAUUCUUAGACUUGUAGGUUUAUCCUUAAUGGCAGACUAUAAAAGUGAAGGCCAUUUAUCAAUUAUUGCUGAUAUUCCCUUGGGCUACUUGCAUAAAUUGGUUUUGGAAGUUCGAAGGAAGGAAUACAAUAAAGAAAGUUGGCACUCUUGGUACAAUCGAACUGGCUCAGGGCAGUUACUGCGACAGGCCAGUACUGGUGUAUGUAUUCUAAAUGAGAUGAUAUUCGGUAUAUCAGAUCAGGCACUUGAUGCUCUUAGAAGAAUGUUUCAGAAAUCCAGGAUAAAAAGGGUAGAUUUUCGGGAAUCUGAUGAAGGAUCUGCGGAUGGCCUGCCUCACAAACUUAAACCUACUGUGUUCAAUAAAUCUCUUUGGGAAAUUGCAUUGCAGAAGGGUGCUAGGAGUCACUUCAUUGAUUGUAUUGGAAAGGUCUUACAUGAAUAUCUAUGUUCUGAAGUUUGGGAUCUUCCAAUAGAUCAUCAAUCUUUGUUAAUGCAGUCUGAUGCCAAAGUCGAAGAUAUUACCCUGCAUUUCUUUCAGGAUGUUGCUAUGUUACAUCAGGUUAUUAUUGAUGGAAUAGGCAUAUUUGCUUUGUGCCUUGGAAGUGAUUUUGCUUCCAGUGGAUUCCUUCAUUCGUCUCUGUAUCUAUUGCUUGAGAAUCUUAUAUGUUCAAACUUUGAAGUUAGAAGUGCUUCUGAUGCGGUUUUACAUCUUCUUUCCGCUACAGCUGGCUAUUCAACGGUUGGGCAGUUGGUUUUGGCAAAUGCAGAUUAUAUAAUCGAUUCUAUAUGCCGGCAAUUACGGCAUCUGGAUCUGAAUCCUCAUGUGCCAAAUGUGCUUGCUGCAAUGCUUUCCUAUGUUGGAGUGGGUCAUAAAAUAUUGCCUCUGUUGGAGGAACCGAUGCGCUCUGUUUCACAGGAACUUGAAAUUCUUGCCAGGCAUAAACACCCAGAUUUAACUAUUUCCUUUCUAAAGGCUGUAUUUGAGAUUGUAAAGGCAUCUAAGCGUGAGGCUUUUACCCUGCCCUCUCAAGCACACUGUAAUCUGAUGGAUGUCAAGUCCAAAAUAUCUGACGGGGAAAAGAAAGUUCGACCAGAAUUGAGACAAGGUUCAAGGUCAGGUUUUGCUGAUGAGAUUGAUGUGUCUCUCAUGGAAUCAGAGCAAUGGGAGAAUAUUUUGUUUAAGUUGAAUGAUUCCAAAAGAUAUAGACAAACUGUUGGAUCUAUUGCUGGUUCAUGCUUAACAACUGCAGCCCCUCUACUGGCUUCUAUGAGUCAAGCAGCAUGCUUGGUGGCACUGGACAUAGUUGAGGAUGGCAUAGCAAUACUAGCGAAAGUGGAAGAAGCCUAUAGGAAUGAAAAGGAGACUAAAGAAGCAAUUGAAGAAGAGCUUCAAUCGUGUUCAUUAUAUCAUCUGAAAGAUACUAUUAGUGCUGCUGAUGACAGUACUAUUGAGAACAGGUUGCUUCCGGCAGUGAAUAAAAUAUGGCCGCUCUUGGUUGUUUGUGUUCAACAAGGAAACGUGGUGGUUGUCAGGAGAUGUUUAAGUGUUGUAAGCAGCGUAGUGCAAAUUUGUGGAGGAGAUUUCUUUUCACGCCGCUUCCACACUGACGGGGCUCACUUCUGGAAACUUUUAAGCACAUCCCCAUUCCAGAAGAAGCCAAACUCAUUACAACUUCCUUACAGGAGUGCUAAUGUUUCUUCAGAUGACCCUGUAGCAGAAACUUCAAAUUUAAAAGCACAGGUCGCACUGCUCCAUAUGAUUGCUGAUUUGUCUCGAAACGAAAGAAGUGCUUCAGCAUUGGAAGUCGUUAUGAAGAAGGUUAGUGGUCUUGUCGUCGGCAUAGCUUGUAGUGGAGUUGUCGGGCUUCAUGAUGCAUCAGUCAAUGCGUUAAAGGGACUUGCAUCUAUAGACCCUGAUCUUAUAUGGCUUCUUUUAGCUGAUGUUUACUAUUCUUUGAAGAAGAAACACUUACCUUCACCACCAACGUCAGAUUUCCCGAGGAUCUCUCUACUUUUGCCACCACCUGCGUCUUAUAAACAGUUCCUUUAUGUGCAAUAUGGAGGCCAGAGUUAUGGUUUCGAUGUAGAUUUUUCUUCUGUAGAAACUGUAUUUAGAAAAUUGCAGACUCAGGUGUUUUCUGACCAAAUUUACAACCAAAGUUUUGUAAUGUAAAGCUAUUGUAUUUUGUGGUUCUUCCCUCGUUAACCGGAUAAGCUUUAGUUGACAGCUUCUAUUUUGAAGUAUCUUUUUACCAGUGCUGCUCCAGCAGCACGUGGUGCAUCAAGCAUUCCAAUUCAUUGGAAUUGGCAUCUUAUAUAUUUUCACAUGCCAAUCUAAUGCCCUUGGUAAUU
This is a messenger RNA of Durio zibethinus, 4460 nucleotides long. Lineage: Eukaryota; Viridiplantae; Streptophyta; Magnoliopsida; Malvales; Malvaceae. The record is from RefSeq and is a predicted model, not a curated record.